Molecule: messenger RNA, 1284 nt
Organism: Phlebotomus argentipes
Lineage: Eukaryota; Metazoa; Arthropoda; Insecta; Diptera; Psychodidae
Gene: nSMase
Product: putative neutral sphingomyelinase
Exons: 3
Coding region: 76-1284 (402 amino acids)
Cellular component (GO): cytoplasm
Molecular function (GO): sphingomyelin phosphodiesterase activity
Source: RefSeq, a predicted model, not a curated record
UUGCAUGGAAGACAAAGAGAGAAAGAGAAAAAUAACCUGAAAGCCAUCAGUGGUUUUGAGGAAGUGUAAACAAACAUGGAUUUGACUCUGAGUGUCCUCACCAUCAAUAUCUGGGGCAUUCCGUUUGUGUCGAAGGAUCGCGAGGUGCGAAUCCAGAGAAUCGCGGAGGAGCUGGCCAGUGGGAAGUACGAUGUAGUGUCGAUGCAGGAAGUGUGGUCAGAGACAGACUUCCAGUCGCUCAAGUCCCACACGGAGGCCGUUCUGCCCUACAGUCACUACUUCUACAGUGGCGUCGUGGGCUCGGGAUUGUGCGUCCUGUCCAAGUAUCCCAUCACCGCGGCCUUCUUCCACGCCUGGUCAGUGAAUGGAUACGUGCAUCGGAUCCAGCACGGCGACUGGUUUGGCGGAAAGGGCGUGGGAUUGUGCAAGAUUUCCGUCCACGGCCACACUGUCAAUCUGUACAAUGCUCACCUGCACGCAGAGUACAACCGGAAGAGCGACGACUACAUGGCGCAUCGCGUGAUUCAGGCCUUCGACACGGCUCAGUUCAUCCAGCAGACACGCAACGACGCCGUGGUGCAGAUCCUCGCCGGAGACCUGAACACAGAGCCCGGAGAUCUGGCCUAUCGCAUCCUCCUGUCCACGUCACACCUGCAAGACUCGUACCAGAAGUCAGAGCCGCACGGUACGAACGAGUGCGCCAGGAAUCCCUACACUUGCGAGGAGAACCGCCUGAGUGCUCCGGAUGGGAAGAGGAUUGACUACGUCCUGUUCAGAGUGGGCGCCGGCGGUCGCUUGACUCGCCAGGAGUACAAAGUGCUCAUGCCAGAGCAGUGCUUCUCCGACCACGAGGCUGUCCAUGUGAAGCUGGACAUUGUGCCACCAAAGAUGUCCAGGGAUUCGUCGCUGGAAUACAUAAAUGGCGAUGACGCUGAAAUGCCAGCAUCCGAGGCGGGAAAGCCUUCUAGCCACCUGACGGAUCUCACAGAGAGCAUCCAGAUCUGCGACGACAGUCUGAAGCAGCUGGAUUCUCACCGGAAAUUCUACCUGUGGAUGUCGUUUGCCAUAAUCAUCACGCUCAUCAUGUUCGCCGAUUUCGAGGCUCCUUAUGGCUUCCAGACGGUGUAUCUCCUCUCGAAGAUCCUUCUGGGCCUUCUCACGGCCUUCCUCCUCUUCAUGGGCACUCUGUGGAAUGUGAUGGAGCGCCAUGGGAUCUUGUCUGGGAAGCUAGAGAUGGAGAUUGUUCUUCGCAACAUCCCGAAUCACGUUGAGGCGGCAACAUAA